This is a messenger RNA of Ceutorhynchus assimilis (cabbage seed weevil), 3245 nucleotides long. NCBI's taxonomy places the organism in Eukaryota, Metazoa, Arthropoda, Insecta, Coleoptera, Curculionidae. The record is from the annotation of a GenBank genome assembly.
GCGCCGUUUGAAUACAUACAUUUUCAUAUUGUUCAGCGAUGCUUGAAACGGAAAUGUACCUAAAAUAAAAAUUAUUAUUGUCACACAUAUGCCUUCCGUGUACCUAUACAUUACCAAAUAUGUUUUUUAUAAAAAUUCUUACAAUAUUGCUCAUUAGUGUCGGUUGUGAGAGGGCACAAGCUCAAAAAGUUCGCGAAAUUUUCAAAUUGCCCGAUGCAAAUCUUAGCGUUGUUGUGAUUUUAAGUAACGAUUGUGAAAAUUUGAAUUAUUUUAAAAGAACUUUAGUGAAUUCGGCCAUAUGGGUCGCCGAAAGGAUAAACUUCUUAGAAAUCAUCUAUCCUUUGAAAUUGGGACUAGAAGUUUACGACACUUGCUCAGAAAUAGACUAUCUCAAGACUCUAUUUUCAAUAUACGAAAACGAUGAUUUAUUUACUUUAGGUGUAGUGUCAGAUCGGGAAACUAAUAGCGAAAAAGCGAUUAAGUUUAGUGACGUUUUGGGUUUGAAAAUUAAAACCAAGAAAACUGAUCUGAGUCAUAUGGUAAAAGCGUGCCUUCACUUUCUAUUGGCUGUGGGGUGGAAAAGUAAUAUCACGCUGGUGACUACUGAUGAGAAAAUCGUCGAUACGUUUUAUUUGCAUUCGAAGAAAAUGGGAUUAUGUAUUAAGGAAUGUUACAUAGCUGAAAAUAUACGGUCGUUAACCUUGAAUGCAACCGGUGAAGAUCCGCUGAUAUUUUUUGGAACCGCAUCCGAUAUCAAUCAGUUCUUCCACAAUGACACACAUUCCGAGGACGAAAGAUUUUCACCAGAGAAUAUGGUGAUUGUUCCAUUGGAUGGAGAUGUACCUAUUGGACUCCCCGAAGGAAGCUUCAUAAUACUACCUACACAUUCGCCCCAAACAGAUUCUUUCAAGCCCAAUCUCAACAUAUCACCAACACCUUUACUUUUCGACAUAGCCAAUCCGAUAAUAAACUUUGCAUUUGAAGCGAGAAAAUUCCUAGCUACAAGUUGCAACGACACAAUUUACAAAAUCAAUUGCUUCAAAAGGAAAACUUCAAAUAUCAUGCAUAGUUUUCCGCAUGUAAUGUUACCAAGAGAUAUAAUUAGAACCCUCAAAAUUGAAUCUCUCAUGCCAUAUUUUGAUUAUAAUAUUUAUAGGGUAGGCAAUAUAAGUGAUGUGUUUCAACUUACUAACAUCUACCUGAGACCUUUUAGGAAAAUUUAUGCCUAUAAUAUGUUUUCGGAAAAUUUAACCUUAAUAGAUGAAGGCUUUGACGUAUCAACUUUCAAUAAUAAUGACUCUUCGGCAACUUGCUCUCAGCAAUUUAUCAUUUUAAGAAACCACAAUAAUUAUUAUAGGCCUACUAUAAUAUCUUUCAGAAAUGAAGCUUGGUUGUAUGCAAUACUAUCUUUAGCAUUAUUAGGAGUUUUAUUUUGCAUAACCAUAUUAAUAUAUCUACUUACAGCUUUAUUCCAAAAACGAAUCCUAGAGGGCAAUCCAGUUUUAACUCUAUUUCUUCUAUUUGCCGUUAUGAUAAUAUUUUGUUCGGUCUUGCCUUUUAGCAUUGAAACUAAUAAAAACUUACAAAGGAUUUUAUGUAUCACAAAAGCACUCUCUGUAACUUUGAGCUAUGCAUUUGCCUUUUCUCUAUUAUUAUCCAGAUGUAUUAUGCUUGGUUCAGCGGCUAAGGAAAUAGGAUUUAUGUCUCACAUAGCUGGUCCUACACAAGCAUUUUUAUGUCUAUUUAUUUUUGGAGUUCAAGCAGCAUUAAGUUUACACAUAAUUAUCAUGGGCAAGUGUAGCGAAUUAUUAUUAUUCACUCAAGGUUAUAAUUUCGUUUAUUUGAUGUCUUACGAUACAAUGCUUUUAAUGUUGCUCGUUUGUCUUACUCCUUUAAUCUACAAAAGUCAAAGGAACUACAGAGAGGGCAAAUAUUUUACAAUUGCAAUAGUUCUCAUUGCUUUUGUAUGGUUUGUAUGGUUGCCAGCGUUCGCCUUGCUAUGCCAGGAAUGGAAAGAGUUGAUGAUAUGUUUGGGGCUGAUUGCUACAGGGGGAAUAUUAUUGGGGGCUAUUUUUAUACCGAGGACGUUUCUGAUGACAAUUGCCAAUGAGAGGGAUAAAAUCACCAGUGUCUUGCCUUCUCUUACGACUGCGACUAGUACUGCAGACAUUUACAGGGCUCAUACUCAGCCUAUAUACGAUUGUAUAAACGUUGCCGCAAUCAAUGCAGCCGCAGUGGCCCGAGCUGGAGUUGCACCAACUGCACCAAUGACGACCCUUCAACAACCGGACUUGUAUUCUUGUCCUGCUCUGCCCGAAGACAUCAAUUUUGAUUUGUGUUGCGAUUCUCCCAAGAAUACUGAUAAAGUUACACGGUUUUAAUAAUAAUUGUUCAUCGAAUUUGUUUUCGUACUUUUAUCUUAAUUAAUUUGAAGUUUUCUGUUUUCAUGUAGCUGAUUUUUCUCCGACAAAAUAUUGUAUUAUAUUAAAUUCAUACAUUCAUAUUUGUAAUAAGUUAUAUACCUAUCAAAUCAACCCAUCAUUAUUUAACAAAAUACCUAUACGAAGCAUAACUACAAUAAGUAUAAUAUUAUAUUUUAAGCUUGCUUUCUACACAGCCAGAUUGAAAUUCUGAGUAAGUUAUUGCUUCAAUUAGUAGGUUUCUAUAAUACCUAAACGAUUUUAUUUGGUGAGAGCCAGCUCUGGCAAAUAGUUGUUUCCCUAAUUAGCGUAAUUUUAUUGUUGAGUGAACCUGAUAUGCGCUGCAGUCAAUUAACUCUAUAACCGAUAAACAGCUCACUUAUUAUUAUCUUGUAUAGGAAAUUAAUUAGGUAUUUGCCAUGUAUACUGAUAAGGUAUAUGUAAUAGAAGCUAGAUUUUGAUUGUAUUAUCUUUUUUGUAUUUGCCUAAGAAUAUAGGUAUGUACAUUGUGAGAUUUGAAGCCGAAAUUUCAGAAAAAGAACAGCAGAAAAAAUUAAAAAUGAUAAAACUUCCUCCUCAUUCCUUACUGGGAUAUCAUCUCCGGAAUUAUAAAUCUAAAUGAGCUGAAAUUUUCAGGAUUUGUAAUCCUCCAUUAGAAUGAAAUUCCCUGAAAAUUCCAGAUCAUUCAAGCUCGUUCAAAUUCCAGACUAUGAAUCAUUGUGAGAUUUGAAAUCUAUUCUUAUAGUAAAUAUAAUUUUGUUCAAUCUAAUUUAAUAUUGCUCCAAUUAUAUUAUAUUCAACUAUGUAAUAAAUGAAUACAUUUAU